Molecule: messenger RNA, 1719 nt
Organism: Dermacentor albipictus
Lineage: Eukaryota; Metazoa; Arthropoda; Arachnida; Ixodida; Ixodidae
Source: RefSeq, a predicted model, not a curated record
CAGCAUUGGCCAACGCGCGUACCUUCACUCGCGCCAGAUUUUCGUUUCGCCGCGAUUCGUUGGUUUCGCGCCAAGGGGCAUUUUAGAAAAGGAACAAUGCAAUUAGCGCUUUUUGCAGUUGUCAUGUUGUCAUGUUGAUUGUGCUGUAGUGCCCUGUCCGUGUUGCUUCUGCGUGCGAUUUGGCAUCACCACGUUGACACAUCGUAAUACUAAUCAGCUGAUGGUCAACUUAGCUCGCCGUAGAUCUGCAGUUCAAGCAGCUUCAACGAUUCUUGCGUCGUGUGACGUGCUACUUUCUCCCAGGUCGGCGCUUGUUCCUGACGUCUUAACUUGAUUUUCACUGUACAUAAGAACGCACAUCGCAUCUUUUCCUCCAGUAACGUGUGCGACGCUUCAGGAGAAAUGCCCCUCCUAAAGAUAUGGAAUGCAGACUGCAGUGUGAAAAAAAUGGCACAAGCAAGCACACUUGUAGAAGUGCUAGCACAGGCAGAGGAGAAAGGAAUUUGCAAGUCGGAAAAUGCAAAGGUUUUUUUGAAAGACUGGACUCUUCUUGAAGAAGAUGUCUUUCAAGAUGUAUUGAAGGAGCUCCCUCUGGAUGACAGGAUCUUUAUAGUUGCUGAAGUUAUACCACCAGUGGAGCAUGAUUCUUCAGGUAUCUCGCAAGCCGACUGCGUGACAAUUUUUGAAGAAGAAGUGAGCACACCCCAGCUCAACUUUCAUUUUGAGAGGCUGCCAAGAAGUGUUCAAGUCGCAUUAGAGGCACCUCAGGCACUUCCUCCCGGAGAAAGGAGAGAUCUUGUAAGGUGCAUUGCGCAUGACAUGAUGCAGGUUUCACCACGGCCUAGGAGAGAGUUCAUCCGCAGUGUUGCUGAUACCGUGGUAAAGCGGUUUCCUGCUUGCCUUCAGGACCGCACAGUCAGUGGCAAGGUGUUUGGUCGAGGAUAUGAUUCCCUGUUCCAGCAACUUGAGAACAGAGUAGAGAAUUUGGGCCGUGUGAAACAGCAGGAAUUGCCAUCAUGCGUGAAGACCAAGAAGUACUCAUAUGGCUGUGCCAAUUGGCAGCCAGUGUGCUUGCAACCAGUCGAAACCGUAGCUGAAAAAAUCCAGUUUCUUAAAGGGGAGGCCCAGAAGACACUGCGAGACAUAGAUGUACCCUUGGCACAGACCUGUAUGGAUGCAACCUACAGUGAACAACGAAGGUUCAUAAAUUCUGAUGCACCAGUCCAUAGCAUGGCAGAAGUCAGAGAGGAGUGGCCAUUGCUCUUCCACAAGUACUUUUUCUACAAGCAUGCCUGUCAGCUCCUUGGCAAAAAUAUGAGGGGUAUAUUUGAGGAGAACCUGUCUGGCGUUGCGCCUUUGUUCAUAAAACACUUGGACACUUUAACUGCACCAAGGAAAGAACUUGUGCAGUGGAUGGUUAAGGUGGAACUUCAGCAGGGGAAAGGAAACCAGCAUGCAAAAGAAGAAGCCACCAUUCCACUAUUGGCUGCCUACUUCAAGGAUGAUCCAGAUGAUCUGUUUCGUGUUCUUGAAGAAGGUACAAGCAUCACGGAAGUGAUGGACGAGUUUCCAUCUACACCAGUUGUGGUUUCAUUAGCUAAGACACUAAUGUUCAAAGUCUCGGCAGAACAGUUUCAGCGUCAGCAGGGAGCACAUCGGAAGGCUACAAAUCCUAGCCCUCCCGGCACCCGCUUGCAGGCAUGCCCCAGCGCAGUCUGA